Lobosporangium transversale is the source of this 2457-nucleotide messenger RNA. RefSeq lists its product as hypothetical. The record is from RefSeq and is a predicted model, not a curated record. NCBI's taxonomy places the organism in Eukaryota, Fungi, Mortierellomycota, Mortierellomycetes, Mortierellales, Mortierellaceae. The coding region runs from base 1 to 2457 and encodes 818 amino acids. The transcript is spliced from 2 exons.
AUGGACAAUACCGUGAUAGACACUGAUAAGGACGAUGUAUACUCCAAGCGUAGAAGCAGCAUGAACCCUUUGGCUGCCACAUUUACCCCUACUUUCCCCAAGCCAACCCUCUUAGACUGUGCUGCAUCUGACCACGAUAGCGACGUUGGUCCUUCGUCAGAAGUCUGCAUCUCGGAUUCACGGGAGUCACUCGUCAAUGGUCUCGGCAUAUCUUCUCCAUCGGCCUCCAUCACAUCUGGCCAACAAUCACAACACAACUUGACUGAGGCCCUCUCACCUACUGCACUCUUACGUCAAGAUCGUCCCAUAUUUACAAAUGCUUCGCCUAUGACUACUACAACGGCCUCCAUGUCUACCACCAAUACCACCACUACCACCACUGCUGAGUUUGAUCCAGAAGAGUUCCGAAUCAGCUUGAUGCGUCAAAUCUCUGACAAGUUCUCAACCUUACCCUUGUCCCCUACCGUUUUGGAUCAGAAUGGCUCCCCUGUAUCGAACUCUGGUUCCAACAAUGGUAAUGGCAAUAGCAACACUCAUGCUCUCGAGACAACAAUCAUUCAACUGAAAAAGACGUUACGCGCUACAAACACUGAAUUGGAUCGACUCAAGGACAAGAAUCAAGAGCUACUUGAAAAAAACCAUAAGUUGGAGUUACAACAUCUUGAGGCCACUCAUCAAGUCGCUAGACUUCAAGACUUUGAGCUGAAUAAUCAAUUUCUACUAUCAAGAGUCAAAGAGUUGGAAUCUUCUACAGGCUCAUCCUUGGAUUCGGCUUUAGAAACUGCAUCGAUGAGUGGACGUCGUCAGAAUAGCACUUCGAUCGCACAAAGCCAAAAUCAGCAGCAGAUCCAGAAACUUUUGCGUGAAAUCGCUGCUCUUACACAAGAGAGAGAUGCACUCAAGAUUCGGUCCUGGGAACUUGAAAAAAAACCCUUUGCGCAUCAACACCAGCAUGAGGUUCGCUCCGCUCAUUUUAUUGAUCUUGAGAACGAGCGCAAUCGCCUUAUUGAGGAAUUGGGCCAAAAAACCGUUGCCAUGGAGGAUCUUUGGAAUAAGAAUGAGGCCUUGACUUUGCGAGCGAAGGAAUAUGAGAAACGAGUCUGGGAACUAGAAGGUCAAGUCGCUGCUCUCGAAGCCGAUUGUGCUUCGCUGCCACUGAUCCGUUCAGAGUUGGUUGAAAUGGAAGCACGUGCAGAGGCUGCAGAUGCGCUCGUCGAAAAGUUGCAAGAUUUUGAAGGCCAAGUCGCACUAGUGAAAACCUUACAAGAGCGUAUUAAUGAAUUGGAAACAACCAAUGCAGAGCUGGAACAUUCCAACCGAGAUUUGUCAGAGAAACUCAACUUUGCCAACAAUCAGCAUACAUUGCUUGCUAAAGAAUUCGAAUCAUUUAGAUCAAAGGAUAAAGAUGAUCGUCGACUCGAAUAUUUGGUUUCACGAAACCGAGAACUUGAGACACUUCUGGCAGAGCAGUCCAAACUAUCGCCUGAUUAUAAGGAGGACUACGAAAAGCUGUCUGCAGAGAUGGAGAAGCUCAAGCUUAGGGUGCCACAGCUCGAGGGUCAAGCCAAGCAGGCUGCUCUAUGGCGAAAUAAGUCAUUACAGCUGGAGAAACAGAUCAAGACCAUGGAGGAAAAUGAACCAAGGCUGGGAGAGAUGCAACAACUUCAUGAACGCAACAUGUUCUUGGAGGGUGAAUUGGGUGAGUUGGAGCAGUUGAGAGCACGUGCGUUGGAGCUUGAACAUGAGCUUGAAGGAGCUAAAGCAAGAUUAAUCCAGCUUGAGACUAAUAAGUCAAGAAUGAACUCGGUUUCAGGUCUCAAACUUCAGUCACGGGCACGUUCUGGCUCAGUGGCUCAACAUGGUCCACCAAAUCUUCAACCUCAGCUACAACUACUGCAACAACAACAGCAGCAGCAGCAGCAGGCUCCGCUGGCCCCACAGCUUCAAACCCAAACUCAGCCAUCCGAGGAGAAUGAGGCUGAGAAGGCAGCAGCUGUGAACCUGAGGAUCAAGACUGCAGGAAACACGCUUAGCCAUCAUCUUACGCGUUCCUCUUCUCAAUCCAUUAGUUCUAUGGAUGGUGUCCUGUCCUCUCCUAGAUCACCAAAGCGAGAGUUCCCUGCUGCGACGGUAAUGGUUGGAGGUACACCUACUCCAACGACCGCAACAUGGCCAUCAGGACGUAUGAGUAUGAGCAACUCGUCUCAUAGGAUGAGUACCAGUUCUAGUACGAGUACGGCCACGGUCGUGAGCAACACAGGUAGCCCGGGUCAACAUCUAAAGUCUCUUCAACAUGGCUAUUCUGCACCGGUGAGUCCCGAUGAGUCAGAAGAGGAGAUGGAUUACUGCAAGAAGGAAGCAAAUGCUGCUACUUCUGCUACUGAUGGAGCAACAAUCUCAGGAGCAAUGUUGACAGAAGAACCCAAGUCGUUACCUAUUACUUCAGAAGUUAAUUAG